Molecule: messenger RNA, 2295 nt
Organism: Boleophthalmus pectinirostris (great blue-spotted mudskipper)
Lineage: Eukaryota; Metazoa; Chordata; Actinopteri; Gobiiformes; Gobiidae
Gene: s1pr3a
Product: sphingosine-1-phosphate receptor 3a
Exons: 2
Coding region: 223-1395 (390 amino acids)
Biological process (GO): G protein-coupled receptor signaling pathway
Cellular component (GO): membrane
Molecular function (GO): sphingosine-1-phosphate receptor activity
Source: RefSeq, a predicted model, not a curated record
AACCUGAGCUAAGGGCGAGAGAAAAGAGAGGACUGUUAUUUUGACCAUCACAUAGAAUAGACUUUUGAUGUGCGUUUUCCUUUGGAUAUCCCACUUUUGAAUGCGUCACAGUAACAGUGAAUUAGCAUAAAGGCGACUCCUUGGAUGUUUAGAUGAGGAAAAAUAGCCUAUUCCAAGUGUUGUGGCGCCCUCUGCUGUUUGGCUGAGGUGACCUCUGUGACCAUGGGGGCCGAGCUGGAGGAGGGGAUGAACCUCGAUAUUGUUAAAUACUACAACCACUCGGGAAAGUGGGACAGACCUCGUGGGAGUGGGGCAUGUAAGACUGCCCUGCUGCUCUUCAUCUGUAUCCUCAUCGUCCUGGAGAAUGUUACCGUGCUCCUGGCUCUAUGGAGGAACAAACGUUUCCACAGCCGAAUGUACUUCCUGAUUGGAAACUUGGCCCUGUCUGACCUGCUGGCGGGAGUGGCCUAUGUAGUUAACAUCUUCACCUCAGGACGUAACACCUUUUUCCUGACGCCAGUGCAGUGGCUGGCCCGGGAGGGGAGUAUGUUUGUGGCCCUGAGUGCAUCUACCUUCAGCUUGCUGGCCAUUGGGAUAGAAAGACACAUGACCAUGGUGAGGCUGCGCCCCUGUGAGACAGCAGGCAGGGGAAGGCUUCUAGGACUGCUUGCAGCCUGUUGGUUAGUUUCAGUUUUGCUGAGUGCACUCCCCAGUCUGGGCUGGAAUUGCCUCAAUAAGAUGUCGUCUUGUUCCACUGUGCUGCCACUCUAUGAUAAGAGCUAUGUGGCGUUCUGCAUCAGUGUAUUCAGUGCCCUGUUAGUGGCUAUAGUCAUCUUGUACAUCAGGAUAUACCGCCUGGUGACCUCCAGUGGGCGCCGUGUGAGCAGCAGGCCCUCAGAGCGGUCGUUGGCUCUGCUCCGGACAGUUGUGAUAGUGUUGGGAGUGUUUAUCAUUUGCUGGUCCCCUCUCUUCCUCUUGUUGCUGAUGGAUGUAGGGUGUAGUCCAGAGAGGUGCCCCGUGCUGUACCAGGUGGACUGGUUCAUAGCUCUGGCAGUGCUUAACUCAGCCCUGAAUCCACUCAUCUACACCCUGUCCAGCCGAGAGAUGAGAGCCGCCUUCUUCAGACUGCUCUGCUGUGGUCAGGCCAAUCUAGAGCCCAGUGGGACCGCUGUGGUGGGAAACCCCCAUCUGAACACUAUCAUCCCCACAGCUGAGAACAGCAAGAGCAGCCUGGGGCCUGCAGGGGGCACUCUCCCCAGAGGGAAAGGUCCAGGACCAGUGAACUCUGAGAGCAAAGACCCCUGUGCACCAGUACCCCACCCCUCUGGGCCUGCAGAUCUUCUGUCUGCUGUUCUGGUGAAGGCAGGAGCUUUGCCACAGCUCAGUAAGUUCUAAAACAUGGCUGUUACCAUGACAAAUGACGUUAAAUCAAACUUAUUUACGAUGAAAAUGCAAUUAGCGACAGAUGAGCAAAGAGAAACAAGUAACUACAGACUUAUCGCACAGCUUUAAAGCAAAAACACAUCUAAACAGUACCAAGGUUUGUCAGAGUAUUGUUCAAUACCCCACUCAGUUUUUGUUUUGGAAAAUACAUUUCGUGUCUGCGAUGUUGUAAGACAGUGCAUCGGUCUAAUCCUUUGUGUACUGUAAAAUAGUUAUGUGUAUGGAUCACACCAAAGAGGAGGUAGGUUGUCAAUAUGAUAGUAUUUAAAUGUAGUGAAUCUCUUGUGGGAACUGAGCACAGGCCUGAUUCCUUUUGGAUGUGUUUAGUUUUAUCUUUGUGUGUAGAAGAUAAAACUAUUUUGUGCACUUUCUGCAUGUAUAUGCAUUAUCUAUCAGUUUAUGUGUAUUUUACUUUGUGUAGAAAACUAUUUAUUUUCUGGAGAAACACAACAACAGUGUUUUUCUUUGUGUAGAAAACCAUCAUGGUACUAAUCUGUGUUAUUGAUUAAAAUGCACUGCAAGUUCAAUAGACAUGUGGCUGUUGGGUUGCAGUUGGCUACUAUACCAUUCAUGCCACAUAACGAUAAAGCUAAAUUUAAUUAGGUUUACCACUAAAAGAUUGUAGUAUUGUGUCUGUCCUCACGGCGGCACCAGAGCGCUAUAUCUGUGCCUCCAGUAGAUUUAAUUUUGUUCACUUGAGUCCUCUGUGGAUCGGAUCGAUCAGUGAACGGGACCAAUACAACACUUUUCAUUAUUGAACCACUCACACACAGUCAACCACUAUAAUCACGUGUGUUUCAUGCAUGUUUUGAGGUGCCUUAUCUGUACAGCAAAUAAAUACAUUUUUUGGGA